GGACAUCAAGUUGAUCGACUACUGUGUUGAAGAAUUAUUACGAAACUAUUACGAUAUGUUGUCUUACUUUGUCCUCAUAUUUUCCCAAUCCUGUCCACCUGCAAGCUUUGCAGUUUUGUAGUCCAAUACUACUUUUAAAAGUAGCGCAGUUUUUUUAUCAGUCCACGAAAAUUUACCCCUUUUAGGAAGUUCUGAAAAUGUCAAAUGUGCGCCAAUAUUCGAAAAGCGCAUGCGCGUUAGCAAUAAGCAUAAGUAUCCGGAUACUUUUGGAUCCGAUCUGGUCCAGGUCUCGUGUAAACGGGGUCUAUUGAUUAUUAGAAGUGCAGCUCAUAACCAAAGGGAGGUGGUAUUUUUCUAGUAAAGUGUUAUGAAUAGAAUCAAGGGAACGUAUAUGAAAAUUUUCUCAAAAAACAACGACUAGAAGAAGAAAUAGGACAAUUUUAAGCAAUAGCUAAGGAGGCUCGACCUCCUCUGUAACUUUGCCUUGGUCAAAAACAUUUUUAUCAGCAGAAUACUUAAUGUGAGGUUUCGAUAUCAUCACGCGAUAUUUAUAAGUAAAAGAGCUUCGGGUAAUUUCACUAUUAAGGGCGCCAUUGAAUUUCAAAAGGACACAUAAAAUAUAUAUCACUAUUGAUUUUUAGAUUGUGCAAAUAUGAAGAAGUCGUAGUCAAAGCACAGACGAGCACUAUUGUAUCAUUUGUCAAGAAUCAAUCAAUUUGGUACUAAAUCAAGUUUUGUUUUACCAAAUAUACUAUAAGAACUGUGAAUGCUUUUUGUUUAAAUUCGUUAAUCAUUAUCCCGUUAAGUAAUUUUUAUUGAAUUUGAAUCAAUUUUGUUUAGCGUAUUUAUUUCAGGGCUUAAUUUCAGCAAUUUUUGACUUGCUAAGUGAAGUGUUGUUACUGUCUUUAUCUUGCUUAUACCCUGCUAAAAACCCUUCGCGUUUUCUUCGAAGCAAAGGAUACGAAAUACUUGCUUCAAACAUGGCCUUUUAUCUCCUGUUAUGACGACUUGGAUGAAACCAUAGUAGCUUGUACUUUUGUUUAGGAUACUUGUCUCUGAUUCAAACAGAUAGCUUUUAAUACCCCACACCCCAGAGACAAACAUGUUACAUUGUUAAACACUACAGCGCGUUUAUCAUUGUGCAGAUACAACUGGCUAAAAAGGUUACAACAGCAUCGUGUUUACUUCUUUUCUAAUAUUUUCAUUUAAAAUCUCUCUACCUUGCGCUGCAGUUCGGUAACAAUUCCGAAACAUACUCUGGCAAAUGACACCAUGGUCACAAGAUAAUGUAACCUCAUAAACGAUGGAAAAUAGGGAAAAAGACGCAAACGCAUAUGACCAUCUCAUCCCGAUGCCCCUAUGAAACCCUAAUACUCAAAUGUUGAAAACAUCUGUCGUUAUGUUUCAAAUGCAUAUGGCCGUUGAAGUUGAACUCUACCAUGAAAUUUGCCUGCCAACCAAUUGUUUUGUUUCUACUUCGAGACAAGCAGCACAAUGUGUUUCUAUACAAUAGAAAACACGAGGCCAAUGGGUACCCUGGGCUUUGAAGGAACAUCAGCACAUACCCUCAGGAGAGCACUAGAAAUAGUUGUCUUUGUUAUGUCAGUCGUUGCGCCGCACAUUCGACGUAAGCAAGCUUGGAUUUUAGAAAUCAUUCUGUUCUUCAAAGGAUAUCUCAAGAUUUCAGAUCGAGUUGAGUCAAACUCUGAAGGCAGCAAUAGAACACGCCACUGAUUUAUUGCGACAAAUGGUACUGAUUUUACCCAUAAUGAUCAGACUUUUAUCAGUGUAGCCAUAGCGACUCAGAAACAAACACAAAGUCAUUCUAUUAUUAAUUAAUAGCAACUUUUGUUUCGCUCCUCCUUCGGACAAUUCAUUUGAGAGACUGUGAAAGACGAGAGGAUCAUUAGUUCAUGGAGCGGCCAUACAAGAUUUGCUGGCAAAUUUGACUCCAAAGAAGAUUGUGAACAGUUGAGAAAAUAAGAAUAGAAAAAGAGUAACGACGAAUGUUUUUUGAUCAAAAGUCAUGAAAGAAUUACUAGGCCUUUCGUUGCUUCUUUUAAUCUGGGGCCUUGAAGUUUCAUGCAGCCACAAAUGUACAAAUGAACAAGGGUGUUGUGUUGAAACACUUAAUCUUGCGGCUACAUGCAGAGAUGCCGAAAUUCACUGUGCAAGAUGGCAAAACGAAACAGAGAAAAAUGGUUUUCCACUUCCUGACUCUGUACGAAGAAUGAGUCCUUGGGAUGUUACGUGUUCACUAGAAGAAUAUUUCUGCCCAUUGACGUUUCAAUGUAUAAACAAGACCGAUUCGUGUACAUUUAACACGACAUACGUGGGUGACUGUUAUGGAAACAGCUCAACCCCAUGGGGUACACCAUGCCCUGCAAACCACACAUAUUGCCCGCUAUUGGCAUCUUGUAUCCCAGCUGGCUAUCCAUGCUCGUUGCAAGAGCUGAGCAACUACUUACAAGACAACACGUUAGCUUAUUUUGGUGUUUCAUGCCAACAAGAUGAAAUAUUCUGUCCUGGUACGCAGAGCUGCAUCCUCAACACAACUGUCUGUGACUACAAUUCGUCAUUGUCUGUUUUGAAUAUCACGUGUCCUGGCAAUGAAACAUAUUGUGUUGAUGAACGCAAGUGCGUGUCUGGAUCAUGCUCAAUGCCAAAUUUGCCAGUAUUCAAUUUUAAUGACAGUAAUACUGGUUGGAUGCAAUUUUGUACUAAUUUCAAGUACAUAUGUCCAAAGAUUCUUUCCGUUGAAAACAAUUGCAAACCCCUUGUCGGUGCGAGUCCUAUAUGCGACCCAAAAUGCGGGCGGUCUCCGUUUCAAAACUGUCACUGUCCGCCUGGUCGUUAUAAGUGCAACAUGAAGUCAGCUUGUUACAAUGAAACAGCGCCAUGUGUUGAGCCUCCAACAGCAUCCGUUUGUCCGUCUAUUUACGUUUCACCAUCGACAGUCUUCUGGGAUCCUAGUUCUUCUGUCGAUCAGUCAUCGAUGUUUGUCAAUGAAUCGGUGUACGUGCAGCCGAGUCCUUCUCCCAAUGAGUCGUUGUCAGUUUUGCCUUCAUCGUCAAUUUACGCUACAAGUGCACCCUCUGUUUGCAAUUACACAUGCAAAGCAGGAUUUGUUUAUUGCCACUCGUUGGCAGCUUGUGUCAUGGAAGGCUACAACCAUUGCGGAAAGGUUCAUCCGUAUUGCCAAAGAAAUCACCUUUACUGUGCGUCGCAAGGCAAGUGUGUGAAAGUCCAAGAAGGAUGUCCCUCGGUCACUAUUACAGUAGACCUGUCUUCGACAUAUGACAUCAUCCAAACGGUUUUUAAUAUUUCUAGCUCUUACGAGCCAUCUUUGUCGUACUUCCAAAGCGAAACUGCUUUUGUCGAUUUCUCGACAUCAAUACCACCAAUAUUUGUAUCAUCAGAAGCAAUUUCAUUGGAAGUAUCAGCGUCGUCACAACAGUCGAUAAUAUCGAUGUCCCCGACCUCAGAAUAUUCCUCGCCAUUGAUGACACCUUCAGCUUUCACCUCAGCACAGUCCUCACCAGAAUCAUCGCUGUCAUCACUUGUGACAUCAGAAGUUUCCUCCUUAUUAGAGCCCACGUCAGAAUCAUCCUCGUCAUCAUUGGUGGCAUCAGUAGUUUCCUCCUCAUCACAGCCCAAGUCAGCACCAUCCUCGUCAUCAUUGGUGGAAUCAGUAGUUUCCUCCUCAUCACAGCACACGUCAGCAUUAUCCUCGUCAUCAUUGGUUGCACCAACAGUUUCUUUCUCAGCACCACCUACCUUAGCAUCGUCAAAGUCAUCACAGAUGACAUAUGAAGUUCUCUCCUCAUUAGAGCUUGUGUCGGAAUCAUCCUCGUCAUCGUUGGAGACAUCAGAAACUUCCUCCUCAUCACAUCCCACGUCAGAAUCAUCCUCGUCAUCAUUGGUGGCAUCAGUAGUUUCCUCCUCAUCACAGCCCAAGUCAGCACCAUCCUCGUCAUCAUUGGUGGAAUCAGUAGUUUCCUCCUCAUCACAGCACACGUCAGCAUUAUCCUCGUCAUCAUUGGUUGCACCAACAGUUUCUUUCUCAGCACCACCUACCUUAGCAUCGUCAAAGUCAUCACAGAUGACAUAUGAAGUUCUCUCCUCAUUAGAGCUUGUGUCGGAAUCAUCCUCGCCAUCGUUGGAGACAUCAGAAACUUCCUCCUCAUCACAUCCCACGUCAGCAUCAUCCUCGUCAUCGUUGGAGACAUCAGAAGUUUCCUCCUUAUUAGAGCCCACGUCAGAAUCAUCCUCGUCAUCAUUGGUGGCAUCAGUAGUUUCCUCCUCAUCACAGCACACGUCAGCAUUAUCCUCGUCAUCAUUGGUUGCACCAACAGUUUCUUUCUCAGCACCACCUACCUUAGCAUCGUCAAAGUCAUCACAGAUGACAUAUGAAGUUCUCUCCUCAUUAGAGAUUGUGUCGGAAUCAUCCUCGCCAUCGUUGGAGACAUCAGAAACUUCCUCCUCAUCACAUCCCACGUCAGCAUCAACCUCGUCAUCGUUGGAGACAUCAGAAGUUUCCUCCUUAUUAGAGCCCACGUCAGCAUCAUCCUCGUCAUCAUUGGUGGCAUCAGUAGUUUCCUCCUCAUCACAGCACACGUCAGCAUUAUCCUCGUCAUCAUUGGUUGCACCAACAGUUUCUUUCUCAGCACCACCUACCUUAGCAUCGUCAAAGUCAUCACAGAUGACAUAUGAAGUUCUCUCCUCAUUAGAGCUUGUGUCGGAAUCAUCCUCGCCAUCGUUGGAGACAUCAGAAACUUCCUCCUCAUUACAGCCCAUGUCAGCAUCAUCAUUGAUGACAUCAGUAGUUUCCUCCUCAACUCAGCCCAAGUCAGCAUCAUCCUCGUCAUCAUUGGUGGCAUCAGUAGUUUUCUCCUUAUCACAGUCCGCGUCAGAAUCACCCUUGUCGACGUUGGAGACACCAGAAAGUUCCUCCUCCUUACAGCUCACGUCAGCAUCAUCAUUGUUGGCAUCAGUAGUUUCCUCCUCAUCACAGCCCAAGUCAGCUUCAUCCUCGCCAUCGCUGGAGACAUCAGAAGUUUCCUCCUUAUUAGAGCCCACGUCAGCAUCAUCCUCGUCAUCAUUGGUGGCAUCAGCAGUUUUUUCCUCAGCGCAGCCCACAUUAGCAUCGUCAACGUCAUCAUUGCUGACAUCAGCAGUCCCAUCUUCGCCAAACUCGACAUUAGUGACAUCCUCAUCUCCACUCGUUGCAUCUCAUGUUAUAUGUCAACUUGUGAAAAGCAAACCAACUACAAGGCCUUUGUUUGACAUGGAGCCACCACUACAUAUGUCAAAGAAGAUUGCAAUCAUAGGAGCAAAUCUGAAUGCGACCUGGUCUGCGUUUUACAAUUCAGCCUGGCAUAUUGUAUCGAACUUCUCGGCAACUAACGCCUUAGUACUGGGUCAUACCGACAAAUUGCAUGUUCACCCACGAAUUACAUAUCAUGGCGAAAUUCCUGUUGUGGUGGCAGAGGUGCCAUCAAGCUUUGCGUCAGGGUCUCGUAUCAACGUGACCACUGGAUAUCGCAUUUACCAUUUAGUGAUCUUGCUUAUGCCGCAUUUACCAUUGGCAAAGUUCUCUAGUACGUUGAUAAAGACUCUCCAAUACAAUAAGGCAUAUGAUGUCCGAUUCCCGAUUAGUGCCAUUGUUAGAGUGGAUAAGCCUAACCUGCAAGUUAAAUUGAAUCUCAUUGAUCACCUGAGGGAUAACUCGCUCUGUAUCGGAAACUACAUAGCUCUCGUUGCCAACAUCAGUAGAUGUAGCCCAUUUGUGGAGCUGAAUAUUCAAGGCUCUAACCUCAAGACUGACUCGACCGGAAUAAUUGCCUUUUCUACUGAUCAGACAUUGACUAAGAUAUCAAUGAGAACUGGCUAUAACUGUCCAACACGUACUGUGUACACAUCGAAUGAAACACAGGUGAUCAUCGACUUGAGGAAGUGCCCUCCGGAAUCCAUUCGAAUGCCUCAUAUCCCAUAUGGAUCCAGCAUGAUCGCAGAGGGAACUUUAAUAACUAGUCUUUCUGGUUUUGAGUCUGGAAAACUUGGCAUGGCAGUCGUAUUUGCUCCUAGCAGUUCAAAUAUAGGAUAUUACGAAUACCAAAAUUAUCCGAAUGGACCCUGGCAUAAGAUUGAACUUAAAACCUUUCCAGUAGUCAAAGCAAACAAUGAUGUGCCUGCAUUAUUUCUCAAUGAAACAACAAGGAUUCGCUUCAACCCUGCCAACAUUUCUGGAUCGACGUGGACAGAGCUAGAAGCAAGGAAAAAUGCCUCUCUGCGGGCAGUUGGCUGGGAUAUGUCAGAUACCAAGGAGAGCGGAAUGCGGACAGUCAGAAUUGGUCAAAGUGCUGCAGGAUAUUGUUCCGAUUAUAAGAGAUUUACAUGUUGCAUGUCCUUUGUGCUUACUCAAAUGAAGAUAAGUGGUUGUGACAAACAGCCAGGCUCAAAGAUGAAAUUGAACAGCUGUGGAGAAUGCUCCUCAGUGGAGAAUGAUAUUUACAAGCGAUGCAAUGACUGCCAUGCUGUUAUUGAUGAUUGCAACAAGUGUACAAAUGGAUCUACGGGUUUAGCCAAAAAUUACAUGCAGGACUGCGCAGGACAAUGUGGCGAGUUCUACACAGAUUCGUGUGGCAACUGCAUCAACAAAGCUAAUCCCAAGAACUUCACUGACUGUACUGGGUCGUGUAAUGGAACUGCUGCUAUCAAUAAAUGCGGACAUUGUGUUGGGGGGACUACUGGCUUGCCUCUGAAUCACGGCAUUGACCCGUGCGGCACUUGCAAAAACGAUAGCAGCUCUUGCGCUGACUGUGCUGGAGUACCGAAUGGCGGAAAAAAACGUGACCUUUGUAACCUAUGCCGUUUGCCCACUGACGCUAUUUUCAACACUGAAUGUAGGAGACUUGGCCGAUGCAAUGUGACUGUUUUGCCGAAUGAUGCUCAAUAUGCAAUUGGCUGCAACGGUGCUGGAAUCGACGUAUUUAUAAGUGUCACUUGCAAGCUUGUAUCUUCCUCUCAAAAUAUUGAUGCUGCUGAACCAAAGCUUGAAAAGUUCAACACGAAAGUCAUUGGAGUAUCACUCAAACUGCCAUCUUCUGUCGCUGUGGGUGAUUAUAAAGUCAGAUGUACUUUCCCUGCACAAGAUCCAGUACCACAAUUCACAGACGACUCUAAGAACAGCAUUUACAUUUAUUCCAAAUCUGGAAUAACCUACGCCGAAAGAACGCCUGUGGAACACGAAGUUGGCUUUCCAUUCGAUCUCACAAUAACAGGGAGUGGAUUUUUCAACUCAAGCUACUUGAAGUGUAUAACACAGGACGGUCGGCACCUCAACGCAACCUUUGUCAGUUCAACUACUGUCAAAUGCCAUAUCCCCGCAAUAAGAAGAUCAAUUAACUUGUCUCUCACACUGUCUUGGUCACCAGUGGAUAGAGUAUUCAACAAGGCCAAACACGUUAAUGUUAGUCUAUUUUCUUACGCUGCUAACAUUACUAGUGCUAAAUUUCAAGAUAACCUUGGCUUCAUUGAUAUAAUUCUAGACAGGGCAUCAAAGCCUGUAGACAUUUCCAGCACAUGCUCCAGCUUCUUUUCUGACAUAUCAACGCUCGGCACUGGAGCAAUAUGCAAGUUCAGUGGCCUUAGAAGAUUUACAAUCAAGUUGGGAAAACAAGCAACAAUCAAACCUAAUGAUACGUUAAUCUUCAAAAGUGCAAGCAUCAAAGAUUUCCAUGGUGAUGUGACAAAAUACACUGUUGCUACUCAAUCUGUAUUUAUUGCCAGCCCAGUCAAUGUGGUUUAUCCAGAGGCAGUGCUCACAACAUCAUCAGAAGUUGCUAAUUGUGCUGGAAUCAAGCUGGUAGGACGACAGUCUUCGGGAGGUGGAGGUCGUCCAUUGGAGUUUUAUUGGAGCCUUAGCGUCAACAACGAUGUUAAUUCGUCGCAUCCAGACCUCGUCGAUUACCGUAACUUGCUCAGCGCCUUGCCAACUACUGCCCGGGUGGUUACACUCCCAAAAAAAGCCGGACUGGUGAAUAUCCCAAUCACCUUCAAACUGACAGUCAAAAACUUCUUAGGAAUGCAAGGUCAUGAUUCGAAAAUUGUCACAAGGGCAAGCAGAAUCAAGCCAUCAUUACAUGUGGGAAAGACAAAAAGGACAAACAUUAUUUCCGAAGUUCUGCUAAUUGGAGCGCAAGCGACGAUUGAUGCCAGCUGUGGCGUAGAAAGCAAAAUCUUGUACAAUUGGUACAGUAUCAAUGGAUCAACGAUUAGUCUUCCUAACGCAAGGAACCUUUAUCUUCCACCUAGGACCAUGAAACCUGGUUUGAGAUAUCAAUUCACUGUUACUGCCGCCUUGGCCACGGACCCCGACUCCACAGCGACUGCAACAAUAACUAUUCUUACUGUUGCAUCACCCCUUGUACCGCGUCUUAUAAUGCCCUCUUCCGUUGGCAUCAACGACAUUGUGGUGUUCGAUCUUUCUAAAUCAUCUGACCCUGAUCAAACGGCAGAAACCCAACACUGUCAGAUAGAAUUCAAAAUUGGCACAGCAUCAGUUUACCGUAAAGUAGAUGGCACAUUUAAGCCAGUGAUAUAUACUGGGUGUAUACGUCACAAGGUUCAGAUUAACACCUUCCUUGAAGGCGAUAAAAACUAUACUGUGGUGCUUACAUACAAGAAAGGUCUACGGGUUGCAAUAUCGAGCAAAAGAUUGAAAACUGAGAAAAAAAGUCGACCCUUGGUUUACCUCGAAACGAGCAGUACAAAGAAGGUCCCUACUUCUGUGUUGUUUUCUAUCGAGGCGAAAAUCGUUGCCAUAGAUUUUUCGGGAGAUAUCAACUACUACUGGCACUGUCAAGAGUGUGCUGGGUUUGAUUUAGAGGCGUCGAAAGUUAAGAAAAGCGAAACCAAAGCGACCAAAAAAUUAAAAAUAGGGGCCACAAUUGAUGCUACACUCGCCAUCGCAGCAUUCAAGCUGCCGCCAGGAGCAACGCUUUCCUUCAUCCUUACCGCUUGUGGCAAGGUAGGAGAUUCAACGGUAUGCGGCUCAGCGGUCCAGAACAUCACAACCAGUUCACCGCCUUCGUCUUGUGUUUUUGCAGUCAGCCCUAGCAGUGGUAUUGCUUUUCAAACACUGUUCACAUUUGAAGCUUCAUACUGCAAUGAUGAUGCUCCGGACAAGCCUUUGAAAUACAUUUUUGGUUUCCUUGACGAAAGUGGUAAGGAAAAUGCAAUAAAUGAUGCUGGAGAAGAUAGUCAGUUAUCAGAUGUUAGGUCCAGGUCAGGAAUACUGACUGCAUAUGUCAAGGUGAUGGACAAAAACGGGGACAGUGUACGUCUUGAGUUCACAAUCAACGUCAGCAAGCGUGCAAUCCCGCCCUCUGAGGUCACAGCACAGGUUUCAAUCAUAGCUGACACAGCAUCUAUUGACAUCACUGUUGCAGCAUACCAAAUAACGAUUCUGAUCGAAUCAAGUGAUGUAAUCGCUGAUGAAAACAGUGAGGAAGCCGAAGAAAAACGACAAGUUCAAUCAACCGCUCUUGCAGUGGUUAGUAGAAAUACAAAUGGUGUGAAAACAAGUUCACAGAAGGUGAUCGUCGCAAUUUCAGUUAAAUCCUGUUUCAAGGGAAUGACAAAGAAGAACGCACGCCCGGAAAUGGUUAAGACUAUGUCAAAAAUCUUUGUACAGUUUGUUGUUACCGAAAAGAAAACUUCACGUAGAAGGAGAUCUGUAACACCAGCACCAGUCACACCGAUAACAGUGUCAGAGGCACAAACCUACCUAGAACCAUUCCAUACCCUUGAUCCAGAUAAAACAGAUGAUGACACUCUAACCGCAAAGAAUAACUUUCUCAUCUUCUUGCCCAGCCUCCUCAAAGGCAUGUGCAGAAACUCUCUGUUCAAUGUACCUCCUUCCGUGGCCAAAACUACGACUGCCGUUCUCCAAACUUUCAAAGUUGAUUUUGGUUCAACCGGUAACAGUGAGAUUCAACUGGGAUGCACUGACUGCACGAGUAUGAUUAAAAACGCCUCUUACUUGCAGCUCGGACAGACGCUAAUUGACCGAUAUUCUUCAUUUGUUUGCAACCCUAAUGGUAAAAAUUGCGCAGGAGCUUGUAUUGCAUCCGCUCAGAUGCCGCUGGAUUACCUGUCCACUCCUCCUGUUUCAAAACGUCUCAGUGAUGUUCUUCUCAUUCAACUUUGGAAUCCUGACGAAAUGUAUGCAGCUGAAGAGCUAACUCCUUCGGCACUUGCAAACCCAAUGAUUGUUAAGAUGCCUCUCCAGACUACAACACUGGCUACAUACGUGUGCAAGCUGUGGGAUCCAACAACAAAGACAUGGGAUGAAUCUGGUGCAGUAACACUGUCACAGAUAAUAACUUUAAGUGACACCAGCUACAUUGCAUGCGCCAUACGUCGAACUGGUUACGUCACGGUCUUUGAAGACUACCAUUAGUACCAACAAACCCUGGCUAUCAAGAAUCAGUAUGAGCUCUAGAUGGUUGCUAUGUGAACAAGAAAUCAACCACUUUCACGUGAUGAUGUACACACUUCAAAAGCGUGGCUUUUACUGUGUAUAAUGUAAAUGUUGGACAUAACAAGCUUAAUCUGAAUUAACCUGUGUUGGUAAAUUCUAAACAAAGCUUUUCCAGGCUCCCCUUUUCGGAAAAUGCAUUAGCGUAGUGCUCGGCCAUUUUUCUAAAGGUUCCCAUUAUAAAAUGGGUUGUUUCGUAUUUAAAUAUCGUUCUCCAGUUCUUCCAAGGCAGGCAUACGCUGACUUCUUUACCGACCAUUCCAUAAAAAUGCAUUAAAAAUACAUAGAGAGCUUCUUUGAAGAUAAGACCUAUCCAUUAAAGAGACAGACAUAUCAUUACAUCCACUUCUUAUAACGUUAACCUCGAGCCUAGCUAUUCGAUUUAUCUACUAACACAGCAUUGUUGCGAACUAUGCACUUGGUGACAUUGUUACCACUUUUAACUGACGCCAGAACGAAAGUUUUGCAGGUAGAAAAGUAGAGUAACAUGAGUAAAUUACUAGGGGGAUCCUGCACGAACAAAGAAUAGAGGUUUCAAUGUAGAAUUUUCAAUCAAAUGUUGAUAUGCUGUUUCAGCGAGUCAUUAUCAAGGUAGCCUAACAUUUGUGUCAUGACAUACAAUUAUGCUACCGAAAAAGCUGAAAUUAUUCUUCUCUAAAAAGACCUUGAGUUUCUAAGAAACAGUUUUUGUAUUUAUCUUGAUGAACUCAGAACGUUGAAAAAGAUAAAAGCUAUUGGGUCAGGUCUGCUUUUUUAGAGAAUAAAAAGAAAUUUGUUUCGGCUUCAGGUGCAGAAUCUCCAGCUCUUAAUGGGACUCGUAAAGACAUUUAACAUUCAACUUGUAAAUUGUUAUGUCGUUUAAUUUUCAGUUUUACAUCAGUUAUUAUUUUUUGGUUUUUCCAUCCAGUCUAAAUCAUACACAUAGCAACAUCUCGUCUUUUUGUAAAAAUUUGUAUCUUGAUAGGAAGAUGAUCGUGUAGUUUGUUUUAAAAAUUGUGUAUAGGGAAUCUUAACUAUCUAACUGUUGCUUUAUCAUAAGUUUUGUUUAAUUGUAUUGCAACUGUAGGCAUACAUGAGCAUAAAGGGAAUUACGAAAUGAUUUCACUUCUCAACUCCAAACAGCCGAUAAUUGAAGCAAUCUUAAGAAAAAUAUAACCGGCGAGAUAUUGAAGACAUUUUGGAUGCAUGUAACCAAUUCCGUUAAUCUUUUCUCUUAAAAAAGAAGCCUACGCAAGACCAGUGUUUUACCUGAAUUGCUCCAUUUUAUAAAACAUACAAAUCACCUCUUUAUUUCUACUUUGCACAAGACAUUGUGCGCCGAAAUCAUUCCUUUAAUCCCAGAUUUUGUCAUUGAAUUAAACAUCCUUUGAUUUUAUCAAUGCUUUCUGCCCGAAUCAAUUAGAGAAAGAAACACCUUUAAGAUAUCUGUUUGCGAGGGACUUUUUUUCUGUUUAUGAAGAGUAACACUAUUAUAGAAAAUGUUUGUAACAGCUUUGCAAUACAAUUAGCAUAUGUAGUUUUUCUA
Rhopilema esculentum is the source of this 12068-nucleotide messenger RNA. Lineage: Eukaryota; Metazoa; Cnidaria; Scyphozoa; Rhizostomeae; Rhizostomatidae. The record is from RefSeq and is a predicted model, not a curated record.